Messenger RNA from Dreissena polymorpha, 3115 nucleotides. Its product is annotated as B-cell linker protein-like. The record is from RefSeq and is a predicted model, not a curated record. The transcript is spliced from 8 exons. The coding region runs from base 1 to 654 and encodes 217 amino acids. Gene Ontology annotation, biological process: intracellular signal transduction; cell surface receptor protein tyrosine kinase signaling pathway. Lineage: Eukaryota; Metazoa; Mollusca; Bivalvia; Myida; Dreissenidae.
AUGGGGAAGACCUCCGUGCAAGAGAUGUGUGAAAGGCCGACACCAUCGCACCGGUCCCUAUCCCUUAUAAACACACACCCAGCGUCCUUACUGGGAGAUCACGGGCCCCGGCCCCUAUUCCUGCCCAGACACCCAUUAUUAGUGAGACCGUUUGUGGUACCCAAGAAAUCACAGAUUCCUUCCCCUGCAGGAGAAGACUAUGAAAAUGAAAUGGAGAAACUUAAAGCUGCACCAAAAUUACCGGUUCAGAAGAGAGUUUUGCCCCCACCCCCAUCCACACAGAUUGAAACUCCAGCACCACAGACAAUUGGAUCAAAAGAACCGACAGAGGCCCAGUUACUGUUGCAGAGGUGGUACCACGGCAGUAUGUCUAGAGAUGAGGCCAAAGAAAAACUGUUUUCAUAUAAUAUGGAUGGAAUGUACCUUAUUCGAAGAAGUGCCAAGAAUCCUUCUCAGCCAUUUACCCUGCAGAUAUACUUUGCAAAGAACGAUUUCAACCUUCCAAUCAGAAAAAGUGGCUCUGGCUAUCAAGUAGGAGCCAACACACAGACAUUUCCUUCUCUACUAGAAAUAGUUAACACCUUCAAGAAAAGUCGACUUGUACUCAACCAAACCAUACAAACCACUUUAGUGAAAUCUCUACCCAAAACUUAAAAACAAAUUGUUAUUGUAUAUAUUCAUUUUCUCAUCUUAAUAUUAUUAUGUCAAGAACACAUUGCAUGGACGCUUGGAAAAACUAUGCAAAUUAUUUUUGUUUUUGCAAAUAUUUUUUAUGUGCAGAGAUGGUAUCAUAGAAACAACGGUACUAUUGUGUGAAAUGCGCAACCAUGUAAAACACGCGCCUUCUAUUAAAAUUAAAACUUGGAGAUAAACACUUUGCUAUAUGCAAAGUAUACAACAUGUAUCUCAGCCUUUCAUUAAAAAAAAUAUCAUGUUUUAGUUAUUGUUUAAAACUUUUAAUAAAAGAAUAGGCAAAAUAUGUUGUCACUGUUUUUAGAGCCCGUAUAUUGAAUUAUUUUCAGAAAAAAAUAUCGUUAUUGACCUCAAAAGAUAAAUGUAUCAUGUUUGACCUCAAAAAAGAAACUUCAGUAUACUAACUAUAUUUGGUAAUUUUGUAUUGAACUAUUACACCAACAAUUCUUUAUUGUAUUACACCAACCAUUAAUUAUUAGUGUUACAUGUUUACUAUAAUAUCAACUUUUAAUUGUUACUGUUCCUUGUUUCCUAUAACACCAACCAUAAUUUUUUUGUUGUUUCUUGUUUACUAUUAUACCAAGAAUUAAUUAUUGCUGUUUCUUGUUUACUAUUACACCAAGAAUUAAUUAUUGCUGUUAAUUGUUUACUAUUACACCAAAUUAGAAAAUAUUAAUUGUUGCUGUUCAUUGCUUACUAUAACACCAUACUACUAUAGUAUGUACAUGGUAUAACUUUCAACUGUUACUUGUUUUCUAUUACAGCGACCUUUACUUAUUGCUGUUACUUGCCAACUAUUACACCAAUAAUUAAUUGCAUGUUGUUGUUACAUGUUUACUAUAAAACCAACCAUUAAUCGGUGUUGUUACUUGUAAACUAUUACACCAACCAUUAAUUAUUGCUGUUACCUGUUCAAACCAAAGGGUUAUUAUUUUUCCAGAUCUGACAAACGACGGUUGCUUAUCAUUGAUCUGUAUGAAAAUGUCAAGAAAUACAACAUAAUAAGUAUAUGAUCAUACAUUGUCCAUCAAAAAACAGACUGGUCCAUGAGCCUUCAUAUUAUGACCAAUCCUGUAAGUUUAUUGAUGCACUAUUUGGAAGAUAUACAAUACUUUUUAUAUUGCUCAAACAUACAUUGCUGUGUUUUUGUCACAUUUAAUUUUAUUAUUGAGAUAUCAUGAAAAAUUCUGACUACUAUUGAGCAACCAAUUGCAUUUAAAGGGACUUGUUCACAGUUUGGUAAAAUUACAAAUUAAAAAAAAUUGUCAUGUAUGGAAAUGUACAACAGGGAACAACAGGUUACACUCAACUCUUUUUAAGUACCAAACAUCACAGGCCUGAUUGUAGAUGUUGACGUUUUAGUUGUGAACAUAAAAUACUUAUUAAAAUUAUAUACUUCAUAUUUUUAUUUUUACAAUUUCAUAAUUUUAAACUCAUCAUUCGUCAUAAAAAUGUAAAUAAACAAUCUAUAAUAUAUAUUUUUGUAUAAUUUAUUUACCUUAUAACAGUUGCUUUUAUUCUUAUAAAAGGACUUAUCAAAAGUAUGUUAUUCAAAUUAUUUUAAUCAUUUACAGAUAUGAACAUUUUUAAGAAAUGCAUUUUUAUAUUGUUUGUAACAAAAUGCUAAUUGGUACAAACAAAAAAUACAUUUCUAUACAAGCUUAUUUUCAAUAGAUAUUACACAGGAACUCUAUUAUUAAAAUUAUACAUUAUUUUAUUGCUGUUGAUGCGUUUUUAUAUUGUGAAUGGUAGAAUGACCUUUAAAAAGAAAUAUAAACGAUUUCUGCAAAGUAGUGUAUAUUUCAACAUAUACAUGUUUAUGAGCUCUUUAUCUUUAAUAGCCUGUAUAUUCUAUGACAGAAAGCAAAAGGCAGAUUGCAAGAUGUGUCAUGUUACAAUCAAAUUAUGGAUAAGCAACUUAUUUUUCAAGAACAAAGAUACUAGUUAGAGCUAUUUAUGUGCUCUUAAUUCAAGCAUAGAUUUCUGUAUGUCUCUGUAAGACCAAAGCUUUUCAUGCAGUAAUGUUAAAAAAGUUGUUAAAUAACUCAUGUAUUCCACUGAUAAGCAUUUCUGUUCUUUUUAAACCAGAAAAUACAAAGUUCUUUGACAGAUAAGGUAAAACCAAUAAUACUUUGCAAAGUUUCACAACAGUUGUAACAAUUUAAAAAUAGAUGUAUAUUUUUAAGGGAUCAGGGUUUAAGGGUAAUUAAUUAACCAGGCUUUUAUUAACCUAUAUAUCUCUGUUAUGAUUAUGUUUUAAAGAAAGUAUCUUUACAACAGAAAUGUUGGUAUGUCAAACAUACUUCUUAUUUUGUUAUUACUUGACUUUGCUAUUUUCAACUCAUUUGCAUUUGCUAAAGUUGUUAUUUUGUUUUAUAAGAUAUUAACUUUUGUAUGCAUUAAAUGUCUUAUAAAAUUGAAA